CACCUAAAAAUGAUAAAAGACAUCCACACUUUUUUUGCUCCUUAAAAAUGCUCUGCUGUUAACCCUUCUAUAAACCCUUUUCCCAACGUUCCCUCAAUUCCACUCCUCUUCUUGAUGUCAUUCCGUCUAGGUUUUGGAUCCAACGCUUUUCUUGGAUCUUUCUCCAUCCAGUCCCUAUUCACUGAUCUCGAUUUCCCAUGAUAACCAGCCUAGAUAGUCACCUGUUUGUUGCUGUGAGAAGGGGACGAAAACCCACCUAUGGUCCAAAACUCUAAAUCUGAAGGAUUGUUUUCGGGUACUUUAUUGCUUAUUUGCAUCCAAAGUCUUGAACUUUAGGUGAAAAAUCUUUCUGGGUUUUGAUCAGUUGAGAAUUGUACCAUGCCAUCUAGAUUCCUGGGCUUCUGUUACAUGUGCUUUAAAAGUUAAAAUCCGCAGUGAAUUCAGUUUUUAGUAUUACAUUUAAGGCUAAAAAUAUAAGUUUUGGUUAUGUUUGAUUGAAGGAAGUCUGUUCUUUUUUGUGAAUUAAUUUGAAAAGGGCUGUUCUUGCUUUCUGGGAAUUGGAGGUUUCUGGAAAGGGGAAAAAGAUUAUCUUUGUUGUUUGGGAAUGAUUGAUGGGUUCGGGUGGGUUCUUCAUGAUAUGUAUUCUGCAUUCUUUGGUGGCCUUGAGCUGUGGAGGCGUGAUGAUGUUCCAUAGUUACGAGUUCCUUGAAUUCAGCCAUGGGAGAGACCGUGCCAGUAAGCUCGCAGGAUCAACCCCUCAUGAUCAGCUGUUAAUCCGAACUUCGGAUUCAUUUUCAGGGUUGUUACUGUUUGCAAUUGGUUUUCUCUUGCUCAUGGUAGCUUUUGUAAAGGACAGGGACUUUCAGAGCUUUUUUGCUAGGGGGUGUGUGCUUCUCCAUGUUGCAAUGGCAAUUUGGAGAAUAUACUUCGAGAGGAAGCUUGAAGUCCUUGGCCGCGAUUGGCUUCGCCUGGUUGUUGGUGAUAUAGUAUUGGGGCUUUCUUGGGUAUUUUUCCUUGUAUAUUCGUGGAGGGAGAAGUAUGAUUGAUUUGAGUGGGAAGCUUACUUUGCCUGAUCAGACACUGAAGAUCAUCAUCAGAGAGGCUAGGCUGAGUAGAAUUUGCUUCCCAGCAGUGCAAUCUUCUUGUUUCUGUCUCCUGUCUAGUGGAUCUCGUGGAUUUCUUUCACGAUGUCUAGUCUAGUGCAUCAGCACAAAUUUGUCGAUUUUGCUUUGUUUGUUGGUACAGUUUUCUUUUUUCCGAUAAGAAAUGGUAAAUGUAAUUUCCUUCUCUGAGAUUGAGAUUGUAAUCUGUGUCUUUCCAGAACUCUGUUUGGUUUGCAAUUCACACUAGUCUCUUAUUAUGGUGUAUAUAUGAUGAUAUGAGUGCUUGGUUUGUGAGUUA
Messenger RNA from Coffea eugenioides, 1401 nucleotides. RefSeq lists its product as uncharacterized. The transcript has a single exon. NCBI's taxonomy places the organism in Eukaryota, Viridiplantae, Streptophyta, Magnoliopsida, Gentianales, Rubiaceae. The record is from RefSeq and is a predicted model, not a curated record. Bases 612 to 1046 code for a protein of 144 amino acids.